Molecule: messenger RNA, 1184 nt
Organism: Bicyclus anynana (squinting bush brown)
Lineage: Eukaryota; Metazoa; Arthropoda; Insecta; Lepidoptera; Nymphalidae
Gene: Ankrd49
Product: ankyrin repeat domain-containing protein 49
Exons: 4
Coding region: 167-874 (235 amino acids)
Molecular function (GO): protein binding
Source: RefSeq, a predicted model, not a curated record
AGAUCUAUUCUCUAUUACGUUCAUUAAUCAUUUGUCGUCUGUGCUCUAUUGUAUUUAUUAUUCUGUGUGUACUUCAUACUGAAUUACUGAAUAUCAAUAAAAAAAUAAAAAUUAAAAUCAAGGAAAAAAGGAAACCAAGGGAUUUGCAUAAAAAUAAAUCAAAAUCAUGUCUGAUUCGGAAGAGGAAGAAGUCAAAUUAAAGGAUUUUAAUGAAAUAUCUGAUGAAAUAGAGCGAUGCAAGAAAAAUCCAGAAACAUCUGGCAUGUUUGUAUCUGGUUGGGAUGAUGCAGAUCAGGAUGUUGAUGCUGUAAAAAAUCCAAAGGAGAAUCCAAUUGAUCAUGUUUUGUGGGCAGCUGAAAAUGGAGAGCUUGAAUCUUUGAAAGAACUUGUAACAAAACAACCAGGGCUUGUUCAUGCCAGGGACUCUGAUGGUUACACACCCUUACACAGAGCUGCUUACAGUAACCACAUAAAUAUAAUCUCAUAUUUACUAAGUGUUGGGGCAAACAUUAGUGCCAAAACAGAACUCGGGUGGACACCUUUGCAUUCUGCCUGUAAUUGGAAUAAUUAUGCCUCUGUUGCAAGACUUUUAGCAGCUGGAGCUGAUCCUACUGCUUUAUCAGAUGGAGAACAAACUCCUAUGCAUUUAGCAGCCGCUAUGAGUCAUUGCAAAUCUACAUUGCUUAUUUUGCUUCUUAGAGAAGAUCUUGUGGACACGGCCAGGAGACCUAAUAAUUCUGAAGAAACUCCUGAACAAUUGGCUCGAGGUCAUGGUAUCUAUGCCACUCUAUUUGAUAUGGUUAUACCAUCAGCAUCCCAUAUCAGAUCAUUGUCAUUCACUUGCAAUCCAUAUGUAAGAGCACAGAAUGAUUGAAAUUGGCAGAGUUUAAUAAAUUUGUAUUUAAGUUCAAAGUACAGUCAUAUGGAUGGGAUAUAUAAAAAACUAAUAGACGCCCCGCGUUUUAACAUAACACUCACAAAUAACGUGACUUUCUAGUGUUAAAUACAUUUUCAAAAUUGGUUCAGUAGAUCCAGAGAUUACUCCCUAGGCCCCUACAACAACAAACUUUACCUCUUUAAAAUAUUAGUAUAGAUGUAGGUUAAUUAAUCUUAAGUUAAAAUUAAAACACAUAUAUUCAAAAUAUAAAUUAUAUUAUCACAAUAAAUAAUUCAAGCUCUCAAAA